AUGGCUGAAACCAUGUAUUUCACUAGAAAAAUCAUCACCGCAUGCUCCAUGUUCUUCUCUUCUCUAUCUGUCAUAAUUUAUCUGAAAUUGAUAUUAGCGAUAUUCUGGUUCAAAACGAUUCGAAAAGCUCCUGAAUUAUCAUUAUUCUACUGGCAUUUAAGGUUCGAUAUAGUUUGCACACUCACCCAAAACAUGAUGAUUUUUAUAUUUGUGAUUACUAUCCAAUUUGAAUGGUUUUAUUUCGAUCAUCCCAAUUUCGCCUUUUAUGUGUUUCGGCCGGUCUACUUGCUCGGAAAUAUGAGAGCUUUACUUCUUUUUAUAAUUGCACUGGAUAGAACCGUGGCCACUUACUUCCCGAUAAAGUUUUUCAAGUACCGAAAACUGAUCCCAACUAUGGCAAUUGUGGCUGUUGUAGUUAUAUAUGGGGUAUUUGACGUCUUUGUUCUUUUUGGAAUUUGUGGAGAAGUUAUUAAUGUCCCUGUGGGAUGUGUAAUGAUUUUAUGUGGGAUUAGACCCUGUUAUGUGAACUAUUGGCUCAUUUAUGAAAAGACAGUCUAUGCACUAGUCAUAGCUCUUUGCUCUUUUCUAUCUUUCAAACUAUUCGUCUGGAAUAAAUGCCAACAUUUGGAAAUCAGCAAGGAACUGAAACGAGCCAACCGUUUGGCGUUAAUCGAUACUUUCAUAAUUAUAUUUUUCGAUUUACUUCCUCCGGUUGUUGUUUCAUAUGUACCAAAUGUGUUUUACUAUUUGGGAGUUAUCAAUACGUUUUUCAAAACUCUAGGAUAUGUCGUGGAGAGAUGCUUGAUUGCUGGAAAUUUGAAUAGAAAAUAUAAAAAUAACAAAAAAUCUAGUGCUGGGCCUCUCACUAAAACUAUUGUGAUGAAUUAA
Messenger RNA from Caenorhabditis briggsae, 888 nucleotides. NCBI's taxonomy places the organism in Eukaryota, Metazoa, Nematoda, Chromadorea, Rhabditida, Rhabditidae. Bases 1 to 888 code for a protein of 295 amino acids. The record is from RefSeq and is a predicted model, not a curated record. The transcript is spliced from 5 exons.